UCCCACUCGGACCGCAUUGAAAGGUGCACGCGGAGUCACGCUACUGCGCCGUUAUGUACGGCAGGACGGCGCGCGCCGCGGCAGCCAGGCUGCUCGCGCACCGAAGCCCCUGGGCGUCUGAAGAUUCGGCCGCGGCUGGUUUGAAACGCGUGCCUCUCGGGACGUUUCCAUGGGAACCGCAUGCGCCGACGCGGCACGCGAGCCGCUGCCUGCUGCUGUCCACCUGUACAAGCGGCGGCGGCGUUCGCUCCAUGUCCCAGACAACCCUGGACCCCGGCGAGAGCAAGAAAUUCGAGGCGCUCGCUAACAAGUGGUGGAACGAGCAGGGCGAGUUCUCUGCUCUCCACGCCAUGAAUGACCUGAGAGUGCCUUUCGUACGGGACAACCUGCUGAAUGUCCACGGGGGCCGGCAGGCGGGGAGGCCCUUGUCCGGGCUCAGGAUCCUGGACGUCGGCUGCGGAGGAGGCCUGCUGACCGAGCCCUUGGGGAGACUGGGAGCGGACGUCACCGGUAUUGACCCCGUGGAGGACAGCGUGCGGACGGCGGAGCUGCACAGCUCCUUCGACCCGGUUCUGCGGGAGCGGGUACGCUAUCGGGUCUGUACCCUCGAGGAGCUGGCGGAGGAGGAGGCGGAGGCGUUCGACGCGAUCGUCGCUUCCGAGCUCGUGGAGCAUCUUCUGGACGUGGAUUUUUUCAUCGGGUGCUGUCAUCGGGCGCUCAAGCCUGGCGGCGCACUCUUCAUUACCACCAUCAACAAGACCAAUGUGUCGUACGCGUUGGGCAUCGUGGUAGCCGAGAACAUCCUACGGAUUGUUCCCAGAGGAACCCACGACUGGGAGAAGUUCGUUACUCCAGAAGACUUGGAACGAGCGUUGGAAGCCAGUGGGUUUCAGGUGAAGUCCAUCCGAGGCAUGCUGUUCAACCCGCUGUCCGGUUCCUGGAGCUGGGUGCAGAGCACCGCCGUCAACUACGCCCUCUAUGCCGUGAAGCAGAACGAGGAACUGCGGGGUGACGGGGCGGAGACACCGGGUGAUCGCAAAGAGCAAGAGGAAGCGAGAGGCACCGGGGACUCUCGGAAUAGCGGGCCGGGACACGGCUGACAGUGCUGGAGAGAGACGAGGGGCAAGUGGCAGGACCUUCCUGCUCUGGGAAAUGGGUCCCAAAGUCUGCUCUCUCGGGAUGUCCUUAUCGAAGAAGCAAAAUCUGCUGAGGUUAUUGCCGUCUGACAUGUUUGUUUGUUUGUUUUUUUUUUUGUUUGUUU
This is a messenger RNA of Scleropages formosus (Asian bonytongue), 1261 nucleotides long. RefSeq names its product coenzyme Q3 methyltransferase (gene coq3). Lineage: Eukaryota; Metazoa; Chordata; Actinopteri; Osteoglossiformes; Osteoglossidae. Gene Ontology annotation, molecular function: 3-demethylubiquinol 3-O-methyltransferase activity; polyprenyldihydroxybenzoate methyltransferase activity. Gene Ontology annotation, biological process: ubiquinone biosynthetic process. The coding region runs from base 54 to 1100 and encodes 348 amino acids. Gene Ontology annotation, cellular component: mitochondrion. The record is from RefSeq and is a predicted model, not a curated record. The transcript has 6 exons.